AUGGUCCAUUUUUUCACAGAUGGAGUUGGUUACGUAGAAGAUGGGAGGGAGAUUUUUGAUGAAGACUUAGAAGAUGAUGCUCUUGAUUCUAACAAAAGAAAAAGAAACAUAACUUCCACAAAUGACAAGAAAAAUGUGAAGAAGGCUGUGGUAACAAAACCAAACACUAUUAAAUCUAUGUUUAUGGCCAAUACAGGGAAGAGAAAUACUGAUAAAGCUAUUGACCUGUCCAAGGAUGAUUUGCUAGGAGACAUUCUGCAAGAUCUGAAUGCUGAGCCUGUUCACAUAUCAGCGCUACCAGUUGCAGUGCUAAAAAAGAAGAGACUUUUUGAAACACCUCUGAAUCCUUUUUCUGUGCAGUCUCAAAGUGCAGUGCCCAAGAGAACAUCUGCAAUCCUGAAAACUGUCACGUCUGACAAAAAAGUUUCUGCCAUCAAUUCAUCUCAUUCCAAGUCUUCAGUUUACACAGCAAAAAACGAGGCAGUUGGAGAAGAAAGUGAUGUUCCUGAAAAUAAAAUGCACAUUAUGGAAAAUAGUGAAAUGGUAAAAGUGAAAGAAGAAGAAGUUAGUAAAGAAUAUGAACUGGCUGUAAUGGAUUUUGAUGAUGGAGACUUUGAUGAGUCUAUGGAGGAAAUUGGAGCUGCAAGAGAAAUGGGUGCAGUGCUGAAGGAAGAAGUAAAAUCAGAAGAGAGACCAACACAGGAAUUAGACUCUGUAAAGACAAGUUCGCAUUUAUUAAGCUCGUCCCUCCCUGAUGUUUCCUGUUGGGAUAGUAUUGAUGACAAUGAAGAUGGGCAUUUGUCUUCAGAAAUAAAAGUAGAUUCCAGUCAACUUCCACUAAUAAGUGGUGAAGAUGGGCAGCAGGUUUUUAGGUUUUAUUGGCUGGAUGCUUACGAAGAUCAGUAUAAUCAGCCAGGAGUGGUGUUUCUCUUUGGUAAAGUGUGGAUUGAAUCAGCAAAGUCCUAUGUGAGUUGCUGUGUGACAGUUAAAAAUAUUGAAAGAACAGUGUACCUGCUGCCACGUGAAUCGCGAAUUAAGUUAUCUUCUGACCAAGAGACAGAGAAUCCUGUGACUAUGAUGGAUGUCUAUCAGGAAUUUAAUGAUCGAGUUGCAGAAAAAUACAAGAUCAUGAAGUACAAAUCUAAGAAAGUGGAGAAGAAUUAUGCUUUUGAGAUACCAGAUGUUCCUGCAAAAUCUGAGUACUUAGAGGUUAGAUAUUCGGCUGAAUAUCAGCAACUACCUCAAGAUCUGAAGGGAGAGACAUUUUCUCAUGUAUUUGGAACAAACACUUCAAGUCUAGAACUACUUUUGUUGAGCAGGAAGAUUAAAGGACCAGGCUGGUUGGAAAUAAAAAACCCACAGCUCUCAACCCAGUCUGUCAGCUGGUGUAAGGUAGAAUUAAUGGCCUUGAAACCUGAGCUGGUGAAUGUAGUGAAGGAUCUUCCUCCACCUCCUCUUGUGAUCAUGUCUCUUAGCAUGAAGACAGUUCAGAACACAAAAUCUCAUCAGAAUGAGAUUAUGGCUAUUACAGCUUUGAUACAUCACAAAUUUAGUUUGGACAAAGCACCACCUGAUCCUCCUUUUCAGACCCAUUUCUGUGUUCUUUCCAAACCGAAUGAUUGCAUUUUUCCAUAUAACUUAAAAGAAAUGGUGAAGAAUAAGAAUGCUAAAAUAGAGAUUGCGGCAACAGAGAGGACAUUACUAGGAUUUUUUCUGGCAAAAGUGCAUAAAAUUGAUCCAGAUGUUAUUGUGGGACACAAUAUUUAUGGUUUUGAUCUGGAACUUCUUCUCCAAAGAAUUAACUUUUGCAAGGUUCCACACUGGUCCAAGAUUGGUCGAUUGAGAAGAUCAAACAUGCCAAAGUUGGGGGGUCGUAGUGGAUUUGCUGAAAAGAAUGCAGCUUGUGGUCGCAUGAUCUGUGAUGUAGAAAUUUCAGCAAAGGAACUGAUUCGCUGUAAAAGUUACCAUUUGACUGAACUUGUCAGUCAGAUUUUGAAAAUAGAGAGAGUGACAAUUGCACCAGAGGAGAUAAGAAAUAUGUACAGUGAUUCUCGUCACUUACUUUACAUGCUGGAGAACACAUGGACUGAUGCUAAGAACAUUUUACAAAUAAUGUGUGAGCUGAAUGUUCUUCCACUAGCUCUACAGAUUACAAAUAUUGCUGGCAAUGUUAUGUCAAGGACACUGAUGGGUGGACGAGCUGAACGUAAUGAAUACUUGCUUCUUCAUGCAUUUUAUGAAAAAGAUUUUAUUGUGCCCGAUAAGCAGAUGUUUAAAAAGGCUCAGCACAAGCAGCUAGAAGAAGAUGAAGAUUUUGAAGGUGAUCAGAUAAAAUCCAAAAUAGGGAGGAAAAAGGCAGCUUAUUCUGGAGGUUUAGUUUUGGAGCCGAAAGUUGGUUUUUAUGACAAGUUUAUUUUGCUUCUAGACUUCAAUAGCUUGUACCCUUCAAUUAUUCAGGAGUUCAAUAUCUGUUUUACUACGGUGCAUAGAGUGUCUUCUAAGGGCCACAGAAAGACAGAGGAUGGUGAACAAGAAGAAAUUCCCGAAUUGCCGGAUUCAUCCUUAGAUAUGGGAAUAUUGCCUAAAGAGAUCAGGAAGCUGGUUGAGCGAAGGCGUCAAGUCAAACAGUUGAUGAAACAGCAGGACUUAAAUCCUGAUCUUUACUUACAGUAUGAUAUCAGGCAGAAGGCUUUGAAACUUACAGCAAACAGCAUGUACGGUUGCCUGGGGUUUUCGUACAGCAGAUUUUAUGCAAAACCUCUUGCUGCUUUGGUGACUUUCAAAGGUAGAGAGAUCUUGAUGCAUACUAAGGAGAUGGUAGAGAAGAUGAAUCUGGAAGUAAUUUAUGGUGAUACAGACUCCAUUAUGAUAAACACAAACAUUACCAAUCUGGAAGAAGUCUUUAAACUUGGGAACAAGAUUAAAACUGAAGUGAACAAGCUGUACAAGUUGUUGGAAAUCGAUAUUGAUGGAAUCUUUAAGUCUCUUUUACUGUUAAAAAAGAAGAAAUAUGCUGCUUUGGUUGUAGAGCCCACAGGAGAUGGAAAAUACAUUACCAAGCAAGAACUUAAAGGACUCGACAUAGUACGAAGAGAUUGGUGUGAUCUUGCAAAAGAGACAGGAAACUAUAUAAUUAGCCAGAUUCUUUCUGACCAGUCCCGAGAUGUAAUUGUGGAAAACAUCCAGAGGAGAUUAAUGGAAAUUGGAGAAAAUGUGAUAAAUGGCACUGUUCCUGUAAAAAAAUUUGAAAUCAAUAAGGCAUUGACAAAGGAUCCUCAAGAUUAUCCAGAUAAAAAAAACCUUCCUCAUGUGCAUGUAGCUCUGUGGAUAAAUUCUCAAGAAGGUAGAAAACUGAAGGCUGGAGAUACUGUGUCAUAUGUUAUCUGUCAGGAUGGAUCAAAUCUAAGUGCCAGCCAGAGAGCAUAUGCUCCAGAACAGUUGAAGAAACAAGCAAAUCUUACUAUUGAUACUCAGUACUAUUUGUCACAACAGAUUCAUCCAGUCGUUGCUCGUAUUUGUGAACCCAUAGAUGGAAUUGAUUCUGUCCUCAUUGCAGCAUGGCUUGGGCUGGAUCCCUCACAGUUCAAAGUCUCUCACUAUUAUCAUAAAGAUGAGGAAAAUGGUGAUUUGCUUGGUGGCCCAGUUCAGCUUACAGAUGAAGAGAAAUAUAAAGACUGCGAAAGAUUCAAGUUUGCUUGCCCGAAAUGUGGAACAGAGAAUAUUUAUGAUAGUGUCUUUCAUGGUUCGGGUCUGAUUAUGACAUUCAGUUUGAAAAAAUGUAGCAAAAAAGAAUGUGAUGAAUCCCCUUUGGACUACGAAAUGCAGAUUAACAACAAGCUGAUCUUAGAUAUAAGAGGUUAUAUAAAAAAGUAUUACACUUGUUGGCUGAGAUGCGAAGAGCAGACGUGCCAGUAUCGUACCCGUCGGCUUCCUCUGCGCUUUUCCCGGAAUGGUCCUCUGUGUCCUAUCUGCAAGAAAGCCAUUGUUAAACGAGAGUACUCUGACAAGGCCCUAUUCACCCAGCUAUGCUUUUACCGGUACAUUUUUGAUAUGGACUAUGCAAAGGAGAAACUUACUGCUCAAGAAAAAG
Molecule: messenger RNA, 4090 nt
Organism: Pogona vitticeps (central bearded dragon)
Lineage: Eukaryota; Metazoa; Chordata; Lepidosauria; Squamata; Agamidae
Source: RefSeq, a predicted model, not a curated record